AGACAACCCGUUCAUGGACCGGGCAGCUGUGGCAGGAGUGGUACUGGGUCAGUACAUAUUCACCUUGAAGAGGAAGACGGGGCGGAAGACCAAGAUCAUCGAGAUGUUUAUAUCCAAGCCCUGCAUCUCUGGGUAUUGCUUACCACCUAUGCUGUUGUUCUAGGACAAAUUCAAGGAGAGAAGAACUCAGAGUGCCCUAAGGAAGAUUGGAUAACCAAGAAAUGCCUAAUCAAGACUCUGCUGUGCAUGUGAAAAUGAUGCCAGAAUUUCAUAGAAGUUCAAUUCAAAUCAAGAACCUAGUAAAAGUAGAAGAAAUUAUCUGUGGUCUUAUUAAGGGAGGAGCUGCCGAACUUCAGAUAAUAACAGACUUUGAUAUGACACUGAGUAGAUUUUCCUAUGAAGGGAAAAGAUGCCCAACAUGUCAUUAUGUCAUUGACAACAGUAAGCUGGUUACAGAUGAAUGUUGGAAAAAGUUACUGCAACUAAAGGAAAAAUAUUAUGCUAUUGAAAUUGAUCCUGUUCUUACCAUGGAAGAGAAGUACUCCUAUAUGGUAGAAUGGUACACUAAAGCACAUGGUUUACUUGUUGAACAGGCUUUACCAAAAGCUAAACUUAAAGAAAUUGUGGCAGAAUCUGAUGUUAUGCUCAAGGAAGGGUAUGAGAAUUUCUUUGAUAAGCUCCAGCAGUACGGUAUCCUUGUGUUUAUAUUUUCGGCUGGUAUUGGUGAUAUACUAGUGGAGGUGAUCUAUCAAGCUGGUGUUUACCACCCAAAUGUCACAGUAGUGUCCAACUUCAUGGAUUUCGAUGACAAUGGGGUGCUCAAAGGAUUGAAAGGUGAACUAAUUCAUGUAUUUAACAAACAUGGUGCCUUGAAGAACACAGAAUAUUUCAACCGGCUAAAAGAUAACAGCAACAUAAUUCUGCUAGGAGAGUCCCAAGGAGAUAUAAGAAUGGCAGAUGGAGUAGCCAAGGUUGAAAAUAUCCUGAAAAUUGGAUAUCUAAAUGAUAGAGUGGAUGAGCUUUUAGAAAAGCACAUGGACUCUUAUGAUAUUGUUCUAGUAAAAGAUGAAUCACUGGAUGUGACCAACUCUAUCUUACAGAAGAUUCUAUAAACAGCAUUCUUCAAGAAGACCUCUCUCCUAGUCUCUAAGCCACUAAUUCCGUAAAGCAUUCUGACGUAUGAUACAUCCAGAGCAUGUUCCAGCUGGUUCCGGACACCCAAUGUGGUCGGCAGUCUCUAAUCCAAUUUGAUGAGGCAGGUUAUUUUCUACAAAUAAUUUGGAGUACACUGAGACAGAUGUGCAACGUAGCAGUGAGGGGCAGGAACCUUGGUUCUAUUCCAGCUUUGCCUCCUGCAAAAUGUCUCAUCCUGGACCUCUGUGACUUUCUAGGGCAGGAGCCUUGUGUAUCUUCUGGUCCAGCACACAGGAAGCACCAAUAAGAAGGAGCUUGAGAUCCACACAGACAUUGUGAAGAUUUUGAGAAAAUUUUGGCUGUGAACUCCAGGAAUGUGCAUGCCUAACUCCAAGUUUGGACUUCCCUCCUCCUAACCCAGCUGUCUUCCUUGUUACUGGAACCAACUUCCACUUUUCAGGAGUAUAGGAUCAAAAAGACACACAGGAAGACUACAAUUCUAUGCAGUAACAUUAUUUAAUUGUGAGACCUUCUACCACUUUUGCAUCCCCUACAGAAUUAGCGAGAGAAGUGCAAUCUCUCAGCCUGGAGUAUUGAGUCACCGCAUGAAGGUGCAUGUUCUGGAGUUGCCUGGCUCUGGAAUCCAAUUUGCAUGAAUGAAAAAUAAACUGUUGUCAUGUUAAGCCAUUGAGGUUUUGGGGUCAUUUGUGGCAAUAGCAUAACCCAACCUUUUCUAAUAAAUGUGUUUUCUGAUGAAAAAUUUAAA
Messenger RNA from Suricata suricatta (meerkat), 1900 nucleotides. Its product is annotated as cytosolic 5'-nucleotidase 3A-like. The transcript is spliced from 5 exons. Gene Ontology annotation, cellular component: cytoplasm. Bases 222 to 1112 code for a protein of 296 amino acids. Lineage: Eukaryota; Metazoa; Chordata; Mammalia; Carnivora; Herpestidae. Gene Ontology annotation, molecular function: magnesium ion binding; 5'-nucleotidase activity. The record is from RefSeq and is a predicted model, not a curated record.